Messenger RNA from Botrytis byssoidea, 4506 nucleotides. RefSeq lists its product as uncharacterized. Gene Ontology annotation, molecular function: ATP hydrolysis activity; ABC-type transporter activity; ATP binding. Gene Ontology annotation, cellular component: membrane. The transcript is spliced from 8 exons. Lineage: Eukaryota; Fungi; Ascomycota; Leotiomycetes; Helotiales; Sclerotiniaceae. Gene Ontology annotation, biological process: transmembrane transport. The coding region runs from base 1 to 4506 and encodes 1501 amino acids. The record is from RefSeq and is a predicted model, not a curated record.
AUGGCCACUUCGGCACCUUUUGGGGUUCUACCUCAAAGUGAGGCUGUUGCCGAGAAAGUGGAGGAGGUCGUUGACGAAAAGACAUACCAAAACAUCGGUCAUAAACGGAAAGAAAGUGAUUCGGAAUCCUCGACUUUGGACUCCACGAGAGAAAGGGAAGAUGCCACCAUUCGAACACUUGCAAGGCAAAUCACACAAAAGUCGAUGGAAGGGAACCACGAUCAUAACGUCAACCCAUUCCUUGGAUCAGAUGACCCUAAACUCGAUCCAUCAUCAGAAAAGUUCAGUUCUAGAGCAUGGACAAAACAUCUUGUCCACCUUCAAUCUCGAGAUCCAGAGAGAUAUCCCAACAGGACAGCAGGAGUCGCUUAUAAGAAUUUAAAUGCUCAUGGAUUUGGUGAACCAACCGAUUACCAAAAGACUUUUGGUAACUACCCACUUGAAAUCAUCGGUGUGGGCAAAAGGGCUCUUGGGCUCAGUAAACCUACCAAGAUUCAGAUUCUGAGAGACUUUGACGGACUUAUCAGAAGUGGAGAAAUGCUUGUCGUGCUUGGUCGACCUGGAUCUGGAUGUUCAACUUUACUCAAGACGAUCUCUGGAGAGACUUCCGGAUUCUUCGUUGAUAACAGCACAUACAUCAACUACCAGGGAAUACCAAUGGAGACCAUGCAUAACGAUUUCAGGGGGGAGUGCAUAUACCAAGCAGAAGUUGACGUACAUUUUCCUCAAUUGACUGUAGCACAGACAUUAGGAUUUGCGGCUAAGGCUAAAGCUCCUCGAAAUCGCAUACCUGGUGUUACACGGGAACAAUAUGCAGACCAUCUUCGAGAUGUCACUAUGGCAACUUUUGGACUCUCGCAUACUUUCAAUACAAAAGUUGGUAAUGAUUUCAUUCGAGGAGUGAGUGGUGGUGAGAGAAAACGUGUCAGUAUUGCGGAAGCUGCUGUGGGUGGAAGUCCUCUUCAAUGCUGGGAUAAUAGUACAAGAGGUUUAGAUUCUGCGACUGCCUUGGAAUUCGUGAAGACUCUUAGAAAUUCUACCGAAUUGACUGGGUCCACAGCAGUUGUAGCCAUUUACCAGGCCUCUCAGUCAAUCUAUGAUCUUUUCGAUAAAGUGGCUGUACUAUACGAAGGAAGGCAAAUAUACUUUGGUGACAUUCACGCGGCGAAGACAUUCUUCAUCAAUUUAGGGUUCGAAUGCCCAGCUCGACAGACAACCGCAGACUUUUUGACUUCAAUCACAUCUCCAGCAGAGAGAAUUGUUCGACCUGGCUUCGAAGGCAAGACUCCAUACACUCCAGAUGAAUUUGCUGCAGUUUGGCAAAAGAGCGAGGAUAGAGCACAACUACUCCGAGAGAUCGAUCAGUUCGAUGCGGAAUUCCCCAUUGGCGGACAAGCCCUUGACGACUUUAAGAAUUCGAGGAAGGCAGUUCAGGCCAAGGGUCAGCGUAUGAAGAGCCCAUAUACUAUUUCACUUUCUAUGCAGAUCAAGUUAUGCGUGGAGCGUGGAUUUCAAAGACUUCGGGGCGACAUGUCUCUUCUCUUGACAGGUCUUAUAGGCCAAAGUGUGAUGGCUUUAAUCAUUGGUAGUGUUUUCUACAAUCUUUCGGACGAUACCAACAGUCUGUAUAGCAGAGGUGCACUCCUGUUCUUUUCUAUCUUGAUGGCAGCAUUCCAGAGCGCACUGGAAAUUCUUACUCUUUACGCGCAAAGACCAAUCGUUGAGAAGCAUACCAAAUACGCUUUCUAUCAUCCAGUGGCAGAAGCUUGCGGGUCCAUGUUGUGCGAUAUACCGAAUAAAGUAUUCUCGACUAUCUUCUUCGAUCUUGCUCUUUACUUCAUGACAAACUUGCGAAGAGAGCCAGGGUAUUUCUUUGUGUUCUUUCUCUUCACCUUUUUGUGCACUUUGACAAUGUCUAUGUACUUCCGGUCUAUCGCUUCACUAUCGCGAAGUUUGUCAGAGGCAAUGGCACCAGCUGCCAUCUUCAUCCUUGCCAUCGUCACUUAUACUGGAUUUGCGGUCCCAAUCAGAGACAUGCAUCCAUGGUUCAGGUGGAUCAACUAUCUUGACCCAGUUAGUUAUGGAUUUGAGGCUUUGAUGAUCAAUGAAUUCCAUGGCCGAAAGAUCCCCUGCUCGGUAUUUAUACCUUCCGGUGGCAACUACGCAAACGUCGGCGCGGAUGAGAGAAUCUGUUCCACCACUGGUGCCGCAGCUGGUGCAAAUUACGUUGAUGGUGAUAGAUAUCUCGAAGUCAAUUAUGGUUACACCCAUUCCCACCUCUGGAGGAACCUCGGUGUCAUGAUUGCCUUCAUGUUUUUGGGUCUCUUCAUCUACUUGAGCGCAAGCGAAUUCAUAUCUGCAAAAAAGUCCAAAGGAGAAGUCCUUCUAUUCCGUCGUGGUCGCAUACCUUACGUAUCGAAGACAUCUGAUGAGGAAGCAAAGAUGGAUGAUCGAAUGACUGCUGCGACUGUCACCAGAACAAAGACGGUUCCAGAUGCACCACCCAGUAUUCAGAAGCAAACUGCCAUAUUCCAUUGGGACGAUGUUCAUUAUGAUAUCAAGAUCAAGGGUGAGCCUAGGAAACUACUAGAUGGAGUUGACGGAUGGGUCAAACCUGGAACAUUGACUGCUCUUAUGGGUGUCUCUGGUGCGGGAAAGACCACUCUUCUCGACGUCCUUGCCUCGCGUGUAACAAUGGGAGUUGUCACGGGACAAAUGCUCGUAGAUGGACGACAAAGAGAUAUUGGUUUCCAAAGAAAGACAGGUUAUGUACAGCAACAGGAUCUCCACUUGGCUACAUCUACUGUUAGAGAGGCACUAGCUUUCAGUGCCGUUCUUCGUCAGCCCAAAGCCACUCCACAUGCCGAAAAGAUUGCCUACGUUGACGAAGUUAUCAAAGUUUUGGAGAUGGAAGAAUACGCCGAUGCAAUUGUCGGUGUUCCAGGUGAAGGUCUUAAUGUCGAACAACGUAAACGCCUUACAAUUGGUGUUGAGCUUGCAGCAAAACCGGCCCUUCUUCUAUUCCUUGAUGAACCUACUUCUGGUUUAGACUCUCAAACAGCCUGGUCCAUCUGUGCGUUGCUACGUAAGCUCGCAGACAACGGUCAAGCUAUUCUCUGCACAAUCCAUCAACCUUCCGCCAUUCUUUUCCAAGAAUUUGAUCGUCUAUUAUUCUUGGCUAGAGGUGGAAGGACUGUAUACUUUGGCGAAAUUGGCAAGCAUUCAAAAGUCUUGACUAAUUAUUUUGAACGUAAUGGUGCUCCUCCUUGUGGAGAUCUAGCUAACCCUGCAGAAUGGAUGCUUGACGUCAUUGGUGCCUCUCCAGGAGCCACCAAUACGAUCGACUGGCCUGAAACCUGGAAGAAUUCUCCAGAACGUCAGCAAGUCAAGUCGCACCUCGCAGAGUUGAAGACUACACUAUCUCAAAAGCAAUUCGAGCAUGAUCCUACAUCAUUCAAUUCAUUUGCCGCAGGGUUCGGAACCCAGAUGCAGGUAGUGCUUGUUCGAGUAUUUCAACAAUAUUGGCGUACCCCUCCCUAUCUUUACUCCAAAACUGCGCUCUGUCUAUGUGUUGGUCUCUUCCUCGGAUUUUCUUUCUAUGAUACCAAAACAUCUCUUCAAGGAAUGCAAAACCAACUUUUCGCCAUCUUCAUGCUGCUCACUGUCUUCGGUAACCUUGUUCAACAAAUUCUACCUCACUUCGUCACCCAACGUUCCCUUUAUGAAGUUCGCGAACGCCCCUCCAAAACGUACUCUUGGAAAGUCUUCAUCCUCUCUAACAUUAUCGUUGAACUUCCAUGGAAUACACUUAUGGCUGUCAUCAUUUUCGUCACAUGGUACUACCCCAUUGGUCUCUACCGCAACGCUGAAAUGACCGAUGCUGUUAAUGAGCGCAGCGGUCUCAUGUUCGCUUUCAUCUGGGCAUUCCUAAUGUUCACGUCUACCUUUGCCGAUUUCAUUAUUGCCGGCGUGGAUACUGCCGAAAACGCUGGAAACAUAGCCAAUCUCAUGUUCUCUCUCUGUCUCAUUUUCUGCGGUGUCCUCGCUACUCCUACUGCUCUCCCUGGAUUUUGGAUUUUCAUGUAUCGCGUCUCACCUUUCACGUAUCUCGUAUCGGGAAUGAUGUCCACGGGUCUCGCCAAUACAGAAGUGGUUUGCGAUGCUAUCGAAUAUCUUCAUUUCAAUCCUCCCUCUUCUCAAACAUGUGGAGACUACCUUGGUCCAUAUAUGAGCGUCGCGGGUGGAUAUCUGAACAAUCCUGAAGCAAUGACGGACUGUGAGUUCUGCAGUAUCAAAGAUACGAAUGUGUUCUUGGCGGCAGUAAACAGUCAUUACAGUGAUGUGUGGAGAAACUGGGGUUUGUUAUGGGUGUAUAUUUUAUUCAAUAUCGCGGGCGCUAUUGGUAUGUAUUGGUUGGUCAGAGUACCCAAGGGUGCUAGCCAGGGAGAAGAUAAUGAAAAGAGUGAGAAAAAGGGCUGGUUCUCAAAGAAGAAGGCAGAUGCUUAG